Molecule: messenger RNA, 1983 nt
Organism: Stegodyphus dumicola
Lineage: Eukaryota; Metazoa; Arthropoda; Arachnida; Araneae; Eresidae
Cellular component (GO): cytoplasm
Source: RefSeq, a predicted model, not a curated record
UCAAGAAUCAAGGAAGUUGGAGGCAAGCUUGUUGAAUGGAAUAGUGCUAUCACGAGUGCACCCAUUUACCAAAGAACUAGUCAGACUCUGAAGACAGCGACUGAAAGAACGUCAUCUGUUCUUGGGUCUUUAGGUGCCAGCAUGACUAAAAAGUUGGGAGAAGUGAAAAAUUCAUCUACUUUCCGUUCAUUUGAAGAAAGAAUGGGGUCUGCCUAUACGAAUGUUCGAUCUCGUAUGGGGACACCUCGGAGCACCAGUCUGUACAACUUUGAAGAUGCAGUAAAUGCCUCAGAGAGGCGAGGCACUGCCUCAUCGGCUAGCACUCCAAUAAUUCCAGAGAAGAGUCCUAUCCCAUAAAUCUAUUUUUGCUCUUGUUGUAUAUAAACGUAGAAUCAUCUGUAGUUUCAAUUUCUGCCAUAUUUUAUUUAUAAUUUGGUAAAUUUGAUUUAAUCAUGUUAUGUUUGUGUUUAUGUUUUAAAACUGUUGAAAAUAAAAAUUAAUGCUAUUAAUCAGUGGUGCCAUAACACAAAAAAAAAAAAAUUGCAUACUACAUUUAUAUGUAUGAAAACAUAUGGGGGAAAAUAAGCUAUUAUGCUGAAACAUUCUUUUAUUACACAUGGUUUAUAUAAAAUGUAUAAAUUUUUGUGGUUUGUUUUUAAAUUGUAGCUAAUUAUUUUAUUCUAUGGGGUUUCACAAUUCUUUUUUAUUGCUAUGAAAUACCUACAUUGCAUUCUGUCUAUUUCUGAUAUAUACUUACUAAAUAUAGGGCUAAUUAAUAUAUAUAUAUGUAAUACAGAGUUUCAUAAAAUGCAAAGUGGUUUCAUUCACUCUAAUCUACUUGCACUUUGAAUCAGUAAUAGUUCAUCAGUUCAUAAGUAGACUUUUACUAUCUUUAGAAUUCUUAUGUUUGUCAAAAAUGAUAUGCUGAUUUGUUCUAUUUCUUUAUGUAUUGCAUUGUGAUAACUGAUUGAACCAUAGUUUGUUAAUGUCAGGAAAUAUCUGAGAAUCGUAAAAAUUGAUGAAUACCUUAAAUGUAAAAUAAAUCAUCUACAUUCUUAUUGUACUUUUCUGAGUUUAGUUUGUUAUCGCAUAAAGUGGAUCCAGAAAUUUUAAUGGAGACUAGUCUAGUUUAAGGUAGAAGCUAAACAGAAUGCUGUAAUAAGAUACUGAAUUAUAUUGCUCAAGACCUUUCUUAGAAUUUCAGCAUUGUGAGUAAGAAUUUGUUCAAACAUAAAUUGCAUGAAAUAUAAGUAGGCUUGAAUAAUAAAUAUGUAAGAAAAAUGGAAGCAUUCUGUGAGAUUUGUUGUAUUUAUUUAACAUAAUGCAAAAUCUUUUAACUAAUCAUAAAAUUCAGUAGUAGGGAAAAAUUAUUGAUUAUAAUGAAAAAUAUUUCUGUUUGCUUACAGAUAUAUAUAGUAAAGCACAUUUUGAGGCGAUUGGUAGUUCUUUUCAGAAUGUAUAAUUUAGAACACUUUGAUGUUAUAUAUUUUGUACUGUAAAUUUUGUAGUUUGUUAUUGAAGUAUAAACAUUUGUGAGUUAAAUAUGUAUACCAGCAAAAUAAACAAAUUUUCACUGUCUUUUGAUUUCUAAAAUUUGAGUAAUUCAGAUGCUUCUGUACUUUGUUGUUAAUUUCUCUCUUCUGUGACAUUUCAGUUGUCUAAUCAUGUGCCAAUAAUUAUUAUUUUAGAAAAUUGUUUAUAAUGUAAUAAAGUAAUCAGCAUUAUGCAUUACUGCCAUAAAAUUUUAAUUUGAAAUAAAAUGAGAUUUCUAAUUUUUAUUUCAAAAACGUUAUAAAGUUUUUUAAAAUCUAGAAUCAUUUGGAGAGUAGCUAGCUAUAUUUGGUAUUGAUUCAUACACAUCACUGCAUCUCUGUAAUCUUGCAUUUCAAGAUGAAAAUUGUAUUAAAAAUGUUGGUGGAUUAUAAAUAUUAACAACUUUACAGUGAUGUUAAAAAUAAAUGUUUUGUAUUUCAUUAAAACAAA